Messenger RNA from Phasianus colchicus (ring-necked pheasant), 1638 nucleotides. RefSeq lists its product as uncharacterized. The record is from RefSeq and is a predicted model, not a curated record. Gene Ontology annotation, biological process: DNA integration; DNA recombination. Lineage: Eukaryota; Metazoa; Chordata; Aves; Galliformes; Phasianidae. Gene Ontology annotation, molecular function: DNA binding.
GUUUGAGGCAGGGUACAAAAUGGUGCAGCGGGGACGUCGUUGAGCUGUUUCGUGCUCGUGGUGUUCAGGGCGUCGCUUCGUUGGUGAUGUGGCGCUCUGAGAGCAGAGUCGAGCCGGCUGCCACCAGCCCUUCGGCGUUCUGGGAGCUCCUCGCCUUGCUGGGGAGAGAACCCGGUAUGGAGUGGCUGCUGCGUAGUCCAAAUGGCUGCACUGGAUCGCUGGGUUCAAGCGGACAGGAGUCUGGUGGCGGGGACAGAGUGGAUGAACUCAGCCAUGUUUCUAAGAAGCAUCCCUUGGGUCCUUGGCCCCUGAAGACUCUUAUGUUACUGGAGGGCUCAGGAAGUAACCACCAAUGGCAGCUGUACUGCGAGGGCCUGAAGAAUUUCCUUGCCUUUAGAGAAUGCAUGGCACUACCUGCAGCUUGGCCAGUUCCAGUGGGCCAAGUGAAAGGGUUCUUGGUUAUCAUGGAGUGCCAGGAUCUGCCUCCCACAAAAAUAAUAAUGUACGUGGAAGGACUAUCCUUCAUCUCCAAACUGGUAGAUCAUCCUGAUCCUCUUCAAGACCCUGCUGUCUGUCAUAUGAUAUCAAGAUUGAAACGUAGGACUGCUCUUUCAAAAGAGAAAUACUCUCCUGUAACAAUUGAAGUGUUAAGAUCUCUCCUGGGAACUCUGGAGUCUGUGUGUAGCUCUCCUUAUGAGUGUAUAUUGUUCCGUGCCUUAUUUACUGUGGCUUUCUGGGGGGCACUACACACAGAAGAAAUAGUGGCAAAUCACAAAAAUGUAGUGCAGCCAAAGCUCUUGUACUUGAGUGAUCUCCAGCUGACUGGCUGGAGUGCAAACCUUUGCUUGCGUGCAUCUCAAAUAGGUCAAGAAAGGGCUUUGGUCCAACUGGCACUUUCUAGAGAGAUGUGGGUAUGUCCUAUUGAAGCUCUCCGUGUCUAUGUGGCAGCACGGCCACAAGGAGAGGGUCCUCUCUUUGUGCAUUUGGAUAGUAGACCUGUCACAAAGAGGGAGUUCCUAACAGUCUUCCAACGUGCUCUUGGACUUGCUGGACGUCCUCCGAAUCAGUAUGGUGUGCAUUCCUUCUGGCUGGGGGCUCUUGUAACAGCAUGGUCUUCAUGGGUAUUCUGAUGAAGCCAUUGACAGAAUAGCAACUACUACUUUUCUCAUCCAAGAUGGCUUUGAGACUGUCUUGAUUUUAAAACUAUUGUGACUUGUGGGUCUGUUGGAAUGGAUGCAUACAGCAUAUUUGUGCUGGCUCUAUUUUGACCUUAUGUAAUUUCUCAUUAAACUGCAUUUUCUUUUCAUAAACUCUUCUGGUCUUUUUGUUGUGUGCUGGUCAAAGGCUGUGAUUCUGCACAACAGUGACAUGUUAACUUGGUACAGGCAUGCAUCCCAUUUACAGUCUGGUGGAAUGAGAAAUAAACCUAGCUGAUGACUGACAGUUUGAAGCUAAGCUGUGGAUAUGAAGAGAGUUCAGCUGCUAACUGAAUAUGACAGUAACAGAGAAGUUACCGAUGUUGUCCAGGCUGCAGUUGCAUAGCAGCUGUGUCCAACCUCAGUAGCUGCUGCUAUUGUCUCAGUCUCUAUGUAUGUGGGCCUGCCCCUUGACAAUUAGAUCCUUCACUGUGCCCUUUUC